This is a messenger RNA of Dalotia coriaria, 1588 nucleotides long. RefSeq lists its product as uncharacterized. The record is from RefSeq and is a predicted model, not a curated record. Bases 547 to 1458 code for a protein of 303 amino acids. The transcript is spliced from 4 exons. Lineage: Eukaryota; Metazoa; Arthropoda; Insecta; Coleoptera; Staphylinidae.
AGCGUCGUUGAGCUGCUACAGAACAAAACCGCGCCGCCUGCCAUCGAAUGACAAGCAAUCCGUUCGUUAGUGCUUGAAAACAAAUUUAAACUUAAUUGAAACCGCGUUCAAAUCGUACACACACACAAAAAUAAACGCAAAAACGCGCUGGUUAUUCACAAAAGCGCGCGCGCGUGCUAAAUGCUACAGACGUAAGAAGAAACAUAAGAAGAAAAGCGAUCUGCAGAGUAAGCGAAAAAGUACAGUGAGAGUUUCACAUACUCAUACACACGCUCUGUUUAAUUAUAACAAUAAAGUCAUCAACACACUCGAUAGAAACGCAUUUUGUGCCAACAAUCGUGACCAUAACAAUCGCCGCAAUUGAAAAAAGCAUGCACGCCGUCUCGUGAAUUUAAUUGAUGACUAAGUAAUUGGCAGUCAAGCAGCCAUCCAAAGUGAAAAUUGGAAAAAAAGUUUGACGCUCGAGUUGCGUUCGCGCGUCCUGAUAAAGCAAUUAGUUUAAUUUAGUUUAAAACGUUCGUGCUACCGACGUCAGUUAAUAAAAAUAUGUAUUUGACAAGUUGGAUGUUGUUUUUGCUCGCCUUGAGUCGAACGGACUUUGUCGUCGGGAUUCUUGCUGAAGACACAGCGACAAUUACAGAAGACGAUGAUUUUCCAUCAAGACAAAAUGAUAAAUUUGUCAAUCCCACUUAUCCUUACGUCCGUGGAAGUGGUAACAACAUAGGGUCUGGUUAUCCCGAUGAUAGAAUCUCUGAUUUUGGUCGACGUUGCUUUGACCGGCUGGAAAAUGCUUUGGAACAUAUUCGGCGAAGGCAAGCUGCUAAAGAAAAAACACUUCAUUUGAAUGGAUAUUCUAUGCAUCAACCGUUAAGGUCUGUUCCUUAUGAUAUGUAUGUGACUGAUAUGAGGGUCAGGUUACCUUCGUCCAAUAGUUGGGUCCGAGUAGACAAUUGCAGAUAUAAUCCGCGCAAUAACAGCUUGGAAACACGCCUGUUAUUCAACGAUCUCACAAUAAGUGGUAAAGUCGCCCUCUUCAACGAAGCAGAACUUCAGCGGGAACCUGUCCAUCCUGAUCCUGAAGACGCAUGCAACAUGAUUCUACGCCUUCGACGAGCUGGCAUCGGAUUUUUCACCGAGCCCAUUCGAAGAGAACGAGGACAAUUCAAUGUUAGAACAGAUUCGCACUUCUUAGAACCAGGAUUUAUCAGUGUCUAUGCAUAUGGCUGCGAACGACGAUUAAAACAUGGCCGCAAUCGUGGUGAACAUGGACGAGAUCGUGAACAUCGACGAGACUUUCGUGAUGAAGAGGACGAGGAGGAAAGUAUCUCUCGGGAGAUGGAGGAUAUCUUUUUAAAAGGCAUUCGAUCACUGUUGACAACUUAUAUGCAAAAGGAACUGCAGCCGGCCAUCAAGGAGACUCUCAUGACCAACAUGGGUUAUACCCUAUCGUACGGAUAAGUAACACUCUCCAAAUUGAAGAAUUGUUAACUAAUUAGUGUGUGAACGAUGUUAUAUGUAUGGAACGUAAGCAUAAUUUUGCAACUUAGCUAAUGCAAUCUUAAAUAAAUCAUAUUUUUAUAAAUAAGGA